AUGGAUGACGCACACAGUGUGUGGUAAUGCUGGUCAGCUGCUGUCUGUGGAGAGCAGCAUCCACCAGCAGCAGCAGCAGCAGCAGCAGCUCGGGCUGAUGAUGGAGACGGAGCCACGGAUGGAGCUGCAGUAGUAGAGAUCCGGGGAGGAUGCAGCGGCUGUUGUGAGACAAACCGAGCCGUGUUUAGCCCGUGUCAGCUGCACCUGCCCUGGAUGAUUGUCCCGAUGGGUUGUGGAGGGAGUCGGGCGGAUGCGAUCAUCGAGCCGAGGUACCAUGAGAGCUGGACCAGAGAGACGGAAUCGACGUGGCUUACCAACACGGACGUGGAGACCUCUCUGCCAGUAGCAAACAGUAAAGCUCUGGAGGCCAGCCUGAGGGAGAAGAGAAUGGUGAACACAGGCACCCAGUGUGGGAAGCAGGCCCUCACAUCCACUGGCUCCAACCACCAGAGGAGACCCAGACGCUCCUUGACUGAACAAACCACUCGUGAGUCCAAAAGGAGGGCAUCAAAAGAGGCCAACGCUUUGUCUAAGGAUGGGCAGCCUGUCAAUAACAACAGUAGUGGAGACGCCGAACCUGGGAAUGUGUGUGAUGAAAGAUGAAGAAAAGCCAUGACUCUGCAGAGAGGGAGAUGGCCGGAACUGUGAGAAGUUCACCAAAAGAUGGGACAGUGAUAUACAGAAGUGUGGGGAUGAUGUUUGCGAGACCUUGGCUGUCGAUCUCAGUGGUUUACAACAUAAGCACUUGCAUAAUGUUUCCAUCCAAAGAUCUUGGGAUGCUGCAUCUUUGUUGUGCCAUUGCAAAUGCAUGCGUGAAGUGAAGCAGAGGGUGGAUCACAAAUAGUGCUCCCACUCUCCACCACGCUUUUCUCCCAUGCUUAAGUUGCCGGUCAGGGAAUGAGUCACUGUGUUAAGCCAACUUUGAAGAAAACAAGAACAGGCUGUCCAGUAUGCACAUGAUAAUCACAAUCUGCACAUCAAAUGUUUUCUGUGUGAGGCCUUCCUUAAGAAUUUGCUUCAGUUCUUUGUGCAAGUAUAUUCUUUUUUUCUUUGUGAAUGAAAAACAAUGACAAUGCUGUUUAACCUCAAACAUGCUGUAAAUUAUUUUCAUUUAAAAGACCCUGAAGUGCUGUUUAGAAACUGAGGUUUGGAGGUUUGACGCUUGAGGGCUGAAGACUGUCUUCUCCAGCCUUUGCAAGAUAAAAAAACAAACACACCCGCAUGUGCCUACAAUUAAUCUGAACUGCUCCUGUUUUCACUUUGAGAGUUUGUUCUGUUCAGCAUUAUGUGUUCUCUUGCAUCUUCUUUUAUGUUAUAUGAAGUUAUACCUUAUUAUUUACCACAAUAUAUUUUAACGAUGGGUCAUUUGUGUGGCUUACACUGAUCUGCAUGUUUAAUCAAUCUCAAAUUGAUUCAGCGCUGAUGGCUAAAUGUCUCUGCCUAAACAUUAUCAAAAGCAAGCUGUCAGAAAUAAAACUUUUUGCUUAUUUGGUACACGUGACAAUGGAAAACUGCACUGAGAAGUGCAUUCAAGAUGGUUCAUGAGCAGAGUGACAGUUAUGGCCAGCAGAUGGUGUUGUUGAUCAGCUGGAGUCUUUAAGAAAACCUGUCUGAACUGACAUUUUAUGCUUAUGAUAACUGUUACUUGUCAAGAGUUCACUGAGAUGAUAAUGCUGAGAUGUUUACAGACCAACUUUUGUGACUGGAAACAACAUUUUGACACACAGGAUCUGCAUCACUUUUCUUCUUUGAAUUAAAAUUGUCAGCUUCUUAAGUUGUGAAACCCAGAAAAAUGUGAUAUGUGCAGUCAUUUCUCGUUAGCUCCAGGCAAAGACAAAAGCAGAAUUAAUUGACCUAAAUCAAUAAGCCAAUAUAUAUGUUGCUUAAUGUUAUUUACCAAGUGCUGAGCACAGCUUGAUAUUAAAAACAAGCAAUGGUGAAAGAC
This is a messenger RNA of Epinephelus moara (kelp grouper), 1945 nucleotides long. Its product is annotated as brain and acute leukemia cytoplasmic protein. The transcript is spliced from 3 exons. Lineage: Eukaryota; Metazoa; Chordata; Actinopteri; Perciformes; Serranidae. Bases 214 to 603 code for a protein of 129 amino acids. Gene Ontology annotation, cellular component: cytoplasm. The record is from RefSeq and is a predicted model, not a curated record.